Hyaloscypha bicolor E is the source of this 1032-nucleotide messenger RNA. Its product is annotated as putative NADPH-dependent methylglyoxal reductase GRP2. The coding region runs from base 1 to 1032 and encodes 343 amino acids. The transcript has 4 exons. Gene Ontology annotation, molecular function: oxidoreductase activity, acting on the CH-OH group of donors, NAD or NADP as acceptor. The record is from RefSeq and is a predicted model, not a curated record. NCBI's taxonomy places the organism in Eukaryota, Fungi, Ascomycota, Leotiomycetes, Helotiales, Hyaloscyphaceae.
AUGACGAAAGUACUUCUUACAGGAGGCUCAGGGUUCAUCGCUGCUCACAUCCUCGAUGUGCUCCUCAAUCAUGGACAUUCGGUUGUAACCACUGUUCGCUCUGAGGAGAAAGCCAGUAAGAUCCGUGAGGCAUAUCCCGAUACGCCAAAGUCAAAGCUUGACUUCGUUAUUGUCGAGGAUAUUGCCAAAGAAGGCGCUUUCGAUGAAGCCGUGAAGGUUGAGGGGUUGGAGGCAGUCCUUCACACUGCUAGUCCGUUUCAUUUCAAUGUGACCGAUACACAAAAGGAUCUCAUUGAUCCAGCUGUGAUCGGUACAACUGGCAUCUUAAAGGCCAUUAAAAAGAACGCACCCUCCGUGAAGAGAGUCGUCAUUACCUCAUCCUUCGCAUCUAUUCUCACUGCUUCAAAAGGACCGUCGUGGCCCGAACACACCUACUCAGAACUCGACUGGAACCCCGUGACCAUGGAAGAAGCAGUGCAGAACCCGGCGAACGGCUACCGCGCCUCCAAGACCUUCGCCGAAAGGGCCGCCUGGGAAUUCGUCAAGAACGAGAAACCGAACUUCGCCAUCUCCACCAUGUGUCCUCCCCUCGUCUUCGGCCCUAUCGUGCACUAUCUGAACAGUCUCGAUGCAUUGAACACCUCUAACCAGCGAGUCCGCAACUUCAUCACUGGGCAGGUUAAGAAGGAGAUUCCUGAUACAGGGACGUUCAUCUGGGUUGAUGUGCGAGAUCUUGCGCUGGCUCACGUGAAGGCAAUUGAGGUUCCUGAGGCGGCUGAUAAGCGGUUCUUCAUCACUGCUGGGUAUUUCAGCAAUAAGGAGGUUGUGGAGAUUAUCCGGAAGAACUUCCCGGAGUAUGAGGAGAAGCUGCCGGGGAAGGACGUCAAGGGCGGGGGUUACCCUGAAGGAGACCAGGCGGGGCUUUAUAAGUAUGAUAAUAGUCGGGUGAAGAAUGUGCUGGGCAUCGAGUUUACGCCGCUGGAGAAGAGUAUUGUGGAUCUAGUGAAGAGCUUAAAGGCUGUGGGUGCUUAG